Messenger RNA from Rana temporaria (common frog), 1031 nucleotides. Its product is annotated as olfactory receptor 1020-like. Gene Ontology annotation, cellular component: membrane. The record is from RefSeq and is a predicted model, not a curated record. The transcript has a single exon. The coding region runs from base 20 to 961 and encodes 313 amino acids. Gene Ontology annotation, molecular function: G protein-coupled receptor activity; olfactory receptor activity; odorant binding. Lineage: Eukaryota; Metazoa; Chordata; Amphibia; Anura; Ranidae. Gene Ontology annotation, biological process: G protein-coupled receptor signaling pathway; sensory perception of smell.
GUCACAGAGCAAAAAGCCCAUGAACAACGCCAACAAGACACAAGUGAUGGUCUUUGAACUCUCUGGUCUAACUGAUGACAGAGAACUUGCCCCGUACCUCUUCGUCUUCUUUUUGCUCGUCUACAUGAUUACCAUAUGCGGAAAUAUUGGAAUGGUUGCAGUCGUACACAUUUCGCCCAACCUUCACACCCCGAUGUACUUCUUCUUGAGCUAUCUCUCUAUGGUGGACCUCUUCUACUCUUCAGUUGUAACUCCCAAAAUGUUUUUUGAUCUUCUGUCUGACAAGAAAUUCAUCUCAUUCAUUGGUUGUGCCCUUCAGUUCUACUUUUAUGUUGCUCUGGCUAGUAUAGAGGUCUUUGUCCUUUCGAUCAUGGCGUAUGACCGAUAUGUCGCUAUCUGCCACCCUCUACACUACGUCCUAAUAAUGACAAUGAAGAAAUGUCUCGGUCUUGUCCUUCUUACUGUUUCUGUUGGCUUUGGACACUCAUCGGCACAGACUGGUUGCCUCUUCAGUCUCGAAUACUGUCAAUCGAACCUUUUAGACCAUUUUUACUGUGAUAUCUCUCCAGUGGUCCGGUUGUCUUGUUCUGAAACGCGUACCUGCACCUACAUUACCCUGUUCUUUGUGUGUUUUUUUACCUUAAGUUCUCUGACAACCAUCUUGGUCUCUUACACCCUCAUUAUAUCUUCCAUUUUAAGGAUAAAGUCUUCGGCUGGCAGGAAGAAAGCGUUUAGCACCUGCUCCUCACAUCUUAUGUGUGCCACCAUCUUCUAUGUUACAGUUUUCUGUACUUAUCUUCAUCCAUCCUCCACCGGCCAGGAGAAACAAGACAAAGUGGCUUCUGUCUUCUAUGCGGUGGUCACGCCAAUGCUGAAUCCUCUUAUCUACAGCUUAAGGAACCAAGAGGUCAAAAGGGUCAUCAUAAGAUUGGCGCAGAAAAGUCCCAAUAAACGUAUCUAACAGCGUGACUCCUAUCCAUCUUCAACGUACCUAGUUCAACGUGUGGUCAACAGAAACCUGUGUUACAAGA